CCCAACCGUUUUACUGACCCACACUACCAACUAUAUCGUAUAUCGAUAUUCCUUUCCCCCAAUCCUCGAGGAGUAAACCUCUCCACAUUAAAGACAAAAAUCACCUGGCAGAAGGUUAAAAAUGCAAAAAACCCAAUGAAAUGGAGAAUAAUGAAUCAAAAGUAAAUUUAAACGCCGUAAUCGGGGAACGUCGAAUGACGAGAUCCGCGGCCGGCAGGGGGCGUAGGGGUGAGGCGUCCCAGGUCGUCAUCAUGCGAACUCCACCCCGCAACAAUGUAGAAAACAACAACGAAGCGGACCACCAUAUAAAUUCUGAAAGCUCGCAACCAGACACACUUGUCAAUAGGAUUGCUGCUGAAGAACUUAAUGUCACCAAGAAUCGUCGAUUAAAAUGGAGCAGAGAAAUGAACCAAGAAAUAGUUAAAACAUUUCUGCUAAUUAAUGACUGUAGAGACGAUCCGCUUCCAGGCUGGAGACAAAAAUUACAUCGGGAAUUUACUAAGCUGUACCCAAACUUAGAACUAUCUGAGCAAAAUGCGGCCGAUAGACUGCGUGCUAUAUACUCUAGAAAACUUUUAUCAGUAUUAGAUAUAGAUGAGCUGCGCCGUGAAGCUGGCAAUCAAAUAUAUAACCAGCAAAUAAUAGAAAGUGUCCAAACUAACAUGCAUGAAGAAUUACCAGAAACAGAACAUCAAGAGCAAGAUCGGGCCAUCGGGUAUGAUGGAAGAUUAUGGAACGUAGCAGGGGGCGGUAAAAAGAGGUGGCUGAUAGCUUUGACAAAAUGGGGAAUGAGGGAUUGA
Messenger RNA from Psylliodes chrysocephalus, 800 nucleotides. Lineage: Eukaryota; Metazoa; Arthropoda; Insecta; Coleoptera; Chrysomelidae. The record is from the annotation of a GenBank genome assembly.